Strongylus vulgaris is the source of this 848-nucleotide messenger RNA. NCBI's taxonomy places the organism in Eukaryota, Metazoa, Nematoda, Chromadorea, Rhabditida, Strongylidae. The record is from the annotation of a GenBank genome assembly.
AUGACGGCGCUAGAGUUCUUCACCGAACAUAUAGCGACCUUUAAAUCAAUUUUUGCUCAACACCUAAAUGUGGAACCACAAAAUGUUCAACUGCUCAGCGUGCAAGAGACACCUAGAGAACGCAUCCCACGUGCAGCGACGAUUCCCAGCUCUGCAACAACCGAUUUGGAUAUUUUAUUUACCGUAUCCAGAGGAGGUGGUCGAGGAAUGUUAAAACCGGAUCAUGUGUAUACGAGAUUGAAGCACGAUUUCCAAAACAUUGCUGAUCGCAGCGGGAAAAUGAAGUACCAAUUAACUACGGAAAUGUGCACUCCUGGUGUGUGCCAACGUGGAGAAUGCCGUGAGCGUGUCUAUCUUGAUGACCAACAACAAACGGUUAUCUCUAUUGGAGGCAUAGCUUUCGUUGCACCACAUCAUAAUCGAAUCGCUGAGUGUAUCUGCCCAGAGGGAUAUGGUGGACAACGCUGUGAACUGGAAAUCAAUGCAUGUGCUCGAUCCCCAUGCCAAGCUUGGGAAAUGUGUGUACCAUCGCAUGAGGGUAGGCAUGAUUGUAUCUGUCCUCCUGGAACAACCGGAGAUCGUUGUUCGCAACCAUCAUGCGAGAAUGAGGGUCGCUGCUUGGAAGAAGCUGAACUAUCUCUUGUGGAUGGGCGAGUUAUCUAUCGAUGGGAUGCCGGGUCUGGGGAGGGAUCCGUUGCUACGGAUGCUUCAAUUGCGGAUGCACAAUGGCAUCGUAUCUCAUUGAGCCGUCGUGGUCGAAGGACCAGGUUGGUACUGGAUGGAGCUGAUACGAAAGAAGGAUGGAGUCCACCUGGUACGUUAGCUCUUUUAGAUUCAUUUUUUUGAAA